Ustilago hordei is the source of this 528-nucleotide messenger RNA. RefSeq names its product putative RPL11B - ribosomal protein L11. The transcript is spliced from 2 exons. Gene Ontology annotation, molecular function: structural constituent of ribosome; RNA binding. The record is from RefSeq and is a predicted model, not a curated record. Gene Ontology annotation, cellular component: cytosolic large ribosomal subunit; ribosome. Lineage: Eukaryota; Fungi; Basidiomycota; Ustilaginomycetes; Ustilaginales; Ustilaginaceae. The coding region runs from base 1 to 528 and encodes 175 amino acids. Gene Ontology annotation, biological process: translation.
AUGGCGGAAUCCAGCAAAGCAAUCAAUCCUAUGAAGGAGCUCAAGGUCGACAAGCUCGUCGUCAACAUCUCCGUCGGUGAGUCGGGUGACAGACUCACCCGUGCCACCAAGGUGCUUGAACAGCUCACUGGUCAGACCCCCGUUACCAGCAAGGCCCGUUACACCCUCCGUGGUUUCGGUAUCCGCCGUAACGAGAAGAUCGCCUGCCACGUCACGAUCCGCGGUCCCAAGGCCGAGGAGAUCAUCGAGCGUGGUCUUAAGGUCAAGGAGUACGAGCUCCGCCGCCGCAACUUCUCCGACACCGGUAACUUCGGUUUCGGUAUCACCGAGCACAUUGACUUGGGUAUCAAGUACGACCCCUCGAUCGGUAUUUUCGGUAUGGACUUCUUUGUCUGCAUGACCCGUGCCGGUGCCCGUGUCGCACGACGAAAGCAGCGUGUCUCGCGUGUCGGCGCCCCUCACCGUGUCAAGAAGGAGGAGACCGCCGCUUGGUUCAAGCAGCGAUUCGACGGUAUCAUCAUGCGCUAA